AUGUCCGAGCCUUCAUCCUCCUACGCCGAAAUCCCUACGCCAUCCAUCGAAGAAGUCGACUCAUUACCUUCAUCUGACGCUGGCUCCACAACAUCGGGAUCACCAUCUGAAGAUGAAGAAUACUCAGACGCAGAGCGAGAAUGGCGCGAAAGCUUACAGCAGCUCGAGCUGUUAUUGACAAUGGUAUUGGUACCAUAUCUGGGAAAAUACUUUGGCAGGAAAUGUGCCUAUUGGGGCUGGGCGAAAUUCAUGGAGUGGAACUAUCCUGUGUCUGUUGAGAUCACGAACCCGACAGCUUUCAAGGCUGCUGGUGCUGUCGAGGCUGCGGCUUCAUUAUGA
This is a messenger RNA of Recurvomyces mirabilis, 339 nucleotides long. RefSeq lists its product as uncharacterized. Gene Ontology annotation, biological process: protein insertion into mitochondrial outer membrane; mitochondrial outer membrane translocase complex assembly. The coding region runs from base 1 to 339 and encodes 112 amino acids. The transcript is spliced from 2 exons. The record is from RefSeq and is a predicted model, not a curated record. Lineage: Eukaryota; Fungi; Ascomycota; Dothideomycetes; Mycosphaerellales; Teratosphaeriaceae. Gene Ontology annotation, cellular component: mitochondrial outer membrane.